GUGCGACCAAGCGCGCUGCUGGUGCAACAAAAACAAUCUAGACCUUCGAAUAAGCUCGAUGACGCGGUGUGCAUCUACUCGAUGUACUUUUGCCAACAUGAAUACGAUGACGGACAUGUCAACAAUCUCCGCCAUCCAGGUCCUGUAUUGUGAUGAUAAAGGAUUUUCUCCAGCGGGUAUGACCUUGCCGAGCACUAUUGAAGCAAUUACUACGGCGAGUGGUGCAAUGCCGACGACUCAGGCGGCUACAACGACGAAUCCAGGAUCGAGGCAGACGUUUGGGGGUCCAACAAGUACCUCUGCACCAUCCUCCUCCACUUCCUCUUCCCUUCUCAGCACCGCCGCCAAAACAGGCAUUAGCAUCGGUGUAACCGCCUGCGCCCUCCUUGUCGCACUGAUCAUCAUUCUCCUUUGCCGACGACGCCGCCCAAAACCAACAUUCUACCCGCAACCACCGUCACAAAACCCGCAAUUCCAACCCCCAAUGGCGCCAACGCCGUACCAAAACACCCCGCCGUUUAGUCCACCGCAGUUCGCGGCCCCAGCGCCAUUGAUUAUUCCGCAGCAGGGGCAACAGCAGGGUAUUCUUGCUCCGGAUGUCAGCCCCAUUGAUGAGAAAGCACCACCGCUGGUUGGGGUGGUGAGGAAGGAGGUCCCUAGGUCCAAGGAUGAGUUCUCCAGCCCCACUCCUCCUCCACCAGCACAGACUCCUACCACGCAACGGCAACUAGAACUUCACGGCUCAGUCCCACCGCCGCGGCAUGAGGUUGUUAAUGACGGGCAGGUCACGAAUACAGUGAGCACACGGGGGAUGGAGUUGGAUGGUCAGCCGCAGUCACAACCACAUUAUCAGCAGAGUGCGCAAGGACCGUGGCAAUAUCCUCAGCAUGCGGCGGGAGGGCAGGAGUUGGAUGGGAAUCAGACGCAGAGACACGAGUUAUAUCACCAGCAAGGCGUGGUAGGGCAGGAGUUGGAUGGGAAUCAGAGACAUGAGUUGCCGCCUCAUGGUCAAGGGUAUGGGUAUGGGAAUGCGUAUGGGCAACAUAAUAGGGGGACUUAUGAGAUUGGAUCUGGACAUUAG
Messenger RNA from Lindgomyces ingoldianus, 1081 nucleotides. RefSeq lists its product as uncharacterized. The record is from RefSeq and is a predicted model, not a curated record. Bases 59 to 1081 code for a protein of 340 amino acids. Lineage: Eukaryota; Fungi; Ascomycota; Dothideomycetes; Pleosporales; Lindgomycetaceae. The transcript is spliced from 2 exons.